Neurospora hispaniola is the source of this 2155-nucleotide messenger RNA. RefSeq names its product heterokaryon incompatibility protein-domain-containing protein. The coding region runs from base 119 to 1990 and encodes 623 amino acids. The transcript has a single exon. The record is from RefSeq and is a predicted model, not a curated record. NCBI's taxonomy places the organism in Eukaryota, Fungi, Ascomycota, Sordariomycetes, Sordariales, Sordariaceae.
GUUCACAACUUACGACCCUGAACCAUCACUUCUCGAAACUCGAAACUAGACCACAGCACCAUCGACGAACUCCUCUAUUUCCCCUGUGAAUUGCUCUUCGCAUCAAAGAUCGCCACCCAUGGAGUCGUUCCAGCCUUCGGGCGCUUCCACCCAUCGACCUCUUCAAGGCAACGAAAUCCGCGUCGUCACGCUCCACCCAGGCUCCUUUGACGACCCUGUCUUUUGCACUCUUGAUCACGUCGUCCUUGACGGUCCGCGAGACGACUAUAUCGCAAUCUCAUACACCUGGGGAGACCCGACGCAGACUAAAGACAUCAACCUCAACGGUCACUCCUAUCCAGCUACGACUAACCUCCACUUGGCUCUAACUUAUCUGCGCAACGAAAACGAGCCGCGACGCCUAUGGAUUGACAGCCUCUGUAUCAACCAGCGAGAUGUGGCCGAGCGGAAUGCUCAGGUUCCUCGAAUGCGGGAUGUCUACGCCUUUGCUGCUGAAGUAAACGUCUGGCUCGGAGAUUACGGGACAGUUAGCCAGUCGUCGUGGAGGCACACAUUCGACCUUUGUAUCAAGGUUGCCGUCAUAUUCAAAAAACAAUUGUAUUUCCAGGUACCAGGAGUCAAAGAGAUCAUGGACACAUUACUCGAGAGGCCAUGGUUUCAGCGGAUGUGGGUGAUACAAGAGGUGGCUGUCAGGAACUGGAAAGAGGAUGGCGAAAAAGUCCAGUUUCUUGUCGGGCACUUGAGCCUGACGUGGUCCAUCCUUGACAUGGUAUGUGGUGAUAUUGUGAAUCACCUAUUUCAUAUGGAUGGCUUUGGGAAGCCGCUAUCUACCGGACGGAGCUAUGGAUCGAGGAAACUUUUUCAGAUUCGGACUGCGUGGGAAGCCGAGCACCGCGUGCGUGAGUCUUCUAUGCAGGGCGUGUCUCAAACAAUAUCGCAGCAGCUGGCCUACCUGCUGUCCCGGUUCGUCAAUUUCAAGGUCACGGACCCAAGGGAUCGGAUCUACUCGCUCCUUGGACUGUUGUAUGGUCCGGAGAAGGUCCCGAAUGACCUGGCACCUGAUUAUUCCAAGCCCGUGGACGAGGUAUUCCAUGCUUAUGCUGCCUGGAUGCUGGGAGAUGGCGGGUGUAUUGAUAUACUGUCACUGAACUCCCGUCAACGGGUGGGACGAAGAUGCCCGUCAUGGGUACCAGACUUCCAAGGUCAAACCCAGAAUUUCUGGCAUUGCCCGGUGGAUAGAGGUAGCAAUCCCAUCAGGAUCCUUCAAGAGAACGGGGUUCUGGAAAUCGAUGCAUUGAUCAUCGGAACUGUACAAACUGUUGGACGGCGAUGCAAGAUAUUGGAAGAGAGCAGGGUCAUGCGCCUCCUUGACCCCGCCCUUGAGUUUCAUGUUAUCUGGGGAUGCAGGCAGUAUCUCCUCGACUGCGAGACCUGGAUUCAAGUCCACGCUGGGGUUGUGAUUGAUCCAGCUCCAUGGAAAUUCAAUGAGUACUUACUCAGCGAUUACUUCGAGAAGUCUUUCCAUGGGUUUCAAAUCGCCACCUACAUGCCCAGAUUCGCAACGUUCGGAGACGCCUACAAUGCUAUACGUGCUUUCUGCAAGGAGGGAAGGUCCGUAGCUAGUCAUGAUAUAUGGGACAAAGUGGACAAAUGCAGCGAAUACGCCUAUUUCAUCGCACAGGAGUUCGAUGGAUUCACACCCUUCAUGUGUGACAACGGAAAGUUGGAGUUCUGCAACAGCAAAGUGGAUGUUCCAGAACCGGGAGACGUUCUUUGUUUGCUGAGGGGGUCAUCGAAGCAGUACAUUCUACGACGGGCCCCGCCUGAUUCAUUGGGAGAAUGGAUCAUGGUAGGAACAACAUACAAUGUUGCUGACUUCAGUUACGUUGAUCUUAGCAGAGGUGACAGAUCUGAAGAGGAGGUCAAUCUCGCCUACACUGAACUCUGGACAAAGAAUGCGGACAAGAUCUUUAAAGCGGUUAUUUGUUGACCGUGGUGCUCACCUUUACUAGAGCGUACGCGACUAGAGUCUGUGAGCCAGGGGCAUAGAAGGCACAAACCGUCACCAUAAUACACUACACUUACCAUACGACUACAUGUAUUCCACCAUGAUGUUGCACGCCAGGCCCAAAUAUCCCCACGUCAUUCAAGUCAC